Messenger RNA from Microthlaspi erraticum, 816 nucleotides. NCBI's taxonomy places the organism in Eukaryota, Viridiplantae, Streptophyta, Magnoliopsida, Brassicales, Brassicaceae. The record is from the annotation of a GenBank genome assembly.
AUGAGAGAUAUGGCUGGAGCAGAGCAAAGCCAAAGAUGGAGCCUUCAAGGCAAGACCGCACUUGUGACCGGUGGAACCAAAGGCAUCGGGUAUGCUGUAGUAGAGGAACUUGCAGGAUUUGGAGCCAAAAUACAUACUUGUGCCAGAGACGAAUCUCAGCUUAACGAAUGUUUAAGCCAAUGGCAAAAGAAGGGCUUUCAAGUCACUGGUUCAGUCUGUGACGUAACUUCUAGAACAGACAAUGAGAAGCUCAUGCAGACUGUUUCCUCACUGUUUGGUGGCAAGCUCGAUAUCCUCGUAAACAAUGUGGGAGCGGCUGUGGCAAAGCCAACAGUGGAUUAUACAGCAGAGGAUUUCUCGUUUCAAAUGUCGACCAACUUAGAAUCUGCUUUCCAUCUGAGCCAGCUUGCACAUCCUCUGCUCAAGACUUCAGGAUGUGGCAACAUCGUCUUCAUGUCCUCUGUUGCCGGAGUUGUCGCGUUUACCAACAGCUCUAUCUAUUGUGCAACAAAAGGAGCAAUGAAUCAGCUAGCAAGGAAUUUGGCAUGCGAGUGGGCUAGCGACGGGAUUAGGGCUAAUGCUGUCGCUCCUGGAGUCAUUGCAACUCCUCUGGCUGAAUCUAUAUAUGUUAAUGAUGAGCUCAAGAAAGCGGUGAUAUCGAGAAAGCCGUUGGGGCGUUUUGGAGAGCCUGAAGAGGUGUCCUCGCUGGUGGCUUUUCUAUGUAUGCCUGCAGCUUCUUAUAUAACUGGUCAAACCAUUUGUGUCGAUGGAGGUUUUUCUGUCAAUGGCUUCUCUUAUCAGCCGCCACAAGGUUAA